AUGUCACAAGCGGCAGGUCAGCUUCUGAACCGAGUCCUGAUGGUACCUCCGAAGCACUUCUCCGUGGAGUACACGAUAAAUCCAUGGAUGGGAGGAAUAGUGAAUAAGGAGAAAGCCAACGAACAGUGGAAUUCUCUUAAGGGGGCAAUUGAGAAAGAAGGAGUCCAGGUAUUGACGAUGGAUCAGACACCCGGCCUUCCCGAUCAGGUCUUCGUUUGCAAUUCUGGUCUCGUCUACAACAAUAAAGUCUAUCUAAGUAAAUUCCGACACAAAGAAAGGUUGGUACUAGACUGUCUAGGAAUUGAUGUAAUUUCUAUUUCCUCAAAAUUCGACGUUUUAUGGUUUAAAAAACUUUUUACUUUUCUGUUACGCUUAAUUACAAAGCACAGGAAAGAAAUGGAAGACAAGCAAGUUUACGCGAUUGCUUAUGAGUUCGAAUUGAGACGUGAAGUCGUCGGACGGUUUCGUGAAGCAAAUGAGAGCAGUAAGGAUGAAUAG
Angiostrongylus costaricensis is the source of this 498-nucleotide messenger RNA. NCBI's taxonomy places the organism in Eukaryota, Metazoa, Nematoda, Chromadorea, Rhabditida, Metastrongylidae. The record is from the annotation of a GenBank genome assembly.